Messenger RNA from Acaromyces ingoldii, 1642 nucleotides. RefSeq lists its product as hypothetical. Lineage: Eukaryota; Fungi; Basidiomycota; Exobasidiomycetes; Exobasidiales; Cryptobasidiaceae. Gene Ontology annotation, molecular function: nucleotide binding. The transcript has 4 exons. The coding region runs from base 141 to 1526 and encodes 461 amino acids. The record is from RefSeq and is a predicted model, not a curated record.
UCUUCCCUCCCAUCCUUGCACGCUUCCUCUCGUGUAGUCGUACAGGAAGAUCAAGGGAACCCCUUCUCUCUCUCUCUCGACACUUGACCGGCCUCCUCCUUUGGUCACCACAAGCUUGCCCCAACACGAUGCGCUCCACGAUGCCACUGCGCCGGGGAGCAGGCUCGCUGCUGCGGCACACUGUGACGCCGAGCCCCGGCCUUGCCACGCCCCUUCGCCCUGGCCUUGCUAUCAGUGCGGCCAAGAGCACUCCAUCGAGGCUCCAGUCCAUGCGUCUCCACGCGACGCCUGCGCCAAGGGCUGAGAAUAUUCCUGGAGACUUUGACCCUCAUGCAAUCACGGCCAUGGACAAGCAGACACCACCCAAGCCUGGUGCCGACUUCAACGUUGUCAUCGUCGGUGCCGGCAACAUCAACUUUGGCUCCGACGAAGGACCUUGGAACCAUUCCUUCCGUCUCGAGCACAAGCUUGGACCCCGUCUCAAGGUCGUCGCCCUCAUCGACCCUUCUGCUGCUCGUGCCGAUGCCGCGCUCAAGGUCAAGCGAGAGUCGUUUGUGCUGAGUGCAUACAAGGACACGAUCGUCUACCCCACCUUCCCCGACUUUGUCAAGAACAUGAAGCCCGAGCAAAAGCCCCACGCCAUCUGGGUCGGAUCUCCACCGGCGUUCCGUGGCCGCGAGGAGCAGGGACGCGACCUGGAAAAGGCCCUUAUCGAGGCUUUCCCCGACGUCGGCAUCUUCAUUGAGAAGCCCGUCUCGACGGGCCCCGUGGACGAGGCCUUCUCCAUCGCCGAGCGGCUCAAGAAGUCCGGCAACGUCGUCUCGGUCGGCUACAUGCUCCGCUACCUCAAGGUGGUGCAGAAGAUGAAGCAGAUUCUCGAGGAAAACAACCUCAAGGUCAUGUCUACCAAUGCCCGCUACAUCAUGGCCUACGAGCACACUGCCAAGCUCGACUGGUGGGACAAGUCGCAGUCGUGCGGACCCAUCGUCGAGCAGGCCACGCACUUCUGCGACCUCUCGCGCUACUUUGGCGGCGAGGUCGACCUCGACUCGGUCAUGGCCCACUCGCUGGAGCACUUUGAGCCCGCCGGCCACUUGCGCAAGAUUCCUGUGCCCGAAGAGAAGAUCCCAGAGGACGAGCGCAUUCCCCGCAUCACCUGCGCCACCUGGAAGUAUGAGUCGGGUGCCGUUGGCUCCCUCACCCACGCAGUCGCCCUCCACGGCUUCAACUACUCGACCGAGAUUGACGUCUACGCCGAUGGAUACAGCCUCCGACUCGUGGACCCCUACAACGCUCCGGUCCUCUACAUGAGGAAGCCCGGCGAUGACCACGAGGAGGUGAUUCGCUACGGCAACGACGACCCCUUCUUCUCGGAAGUGAGCAACCUCAUCGAGAACAUCGAAAAGGGCCCUGGCUCGGCACCGAUCCUGUCGUCGUACGAGGAUGCCGUCAAGACGUACGCUCUUACUUGGCAGAUUCGCAACAAGUCCGAAGAGUCGGUCCGAAAGAUGGGAAAGAAGAAGUAAAUGGAUCUACACUCGUCUCUUCGCUCGUAUGCUUCUAGAUCUCUCCCUUCUCAAACGCCCUCUGUACAUACAUGCUCUUUUCCCCACCUUCCUUUCUUCCUACCACCACCUCCACC